Arachis ipaensis is the source of this 1190-nucleotide messenger RNA. Its product is annotated as ribonuclease H2 subunit B. NCBI's taxonomy places the organism in Eukaryota, Viridiplantae, Streptophyta, Magnoliopsida, Fabales, Fabaceae. Gene Ontology annotation, biological process: RNA catabolic process. Gene Ontology annotation, cellular component: ribonuclease H2 complex; nucleoplasm. The record is from RefSeq and is a predicted model, not a curated record.
CAAAGUCGAACCCGCUCUUUGUGUGUUCAUUGCAAAGCGCCAAAGUGUGUUCGGUUCGUUUCAGUUGCUUCAAACCCUAAUGCAGAUUGCUGUGUUUGUUGGUUCAGGAUUCAUUCGAUUUCUCACUUGGUGAGUGAAGAAAAACGGAAAAGUGUGUGAAAUUUCAAUCAGUUUCUUUUUUGGUUAAAUCUAUGAGUUGGUGCGAAGGCGUUAAGGAACCCCGCGUUCUCGUUGCACCCGAUCCUGGUAGCAGUGGAAAUGGUUUGGCACGAACGAUAUUGCUUCGUCAUCCCAAAUCUGGAAAUGCAACACAGUAUCUCUUUGUAAAUGGGGUGCUUCAAGAACUUCAGUGGUUUAAGAACUUAUAUGGAUCUUGGUUUCUGGGAGAUUAUAUAACUGAAGAUGGUCGGUUGUAUUUAUCCACACCAAUUGAUCCUGUUUUCAUCAUGUUGCCUGUAUUUGAUGAAGCUAGAAUGAAGAAAGGGGAUGAGCCUGGAAAGUUCAGACAGUUAGAUGAGAUCUUGUUUAUUGAUCGGUUCCCUGAUUAUCAACAACUAUUUUCGACUGUGGAGAACUGCAUGCAAGUAGUUUGUGAUGUCAAAGAAGUUGGAUCCUCAAAAUUCUUUAGGCUUGAUGACUCAAAGGUUCUACGUUGGCUGUGCUAUAAGGUUUAUCAGCUGAAAGAGACACUACUGAAAUUGGACAAAAACUAUGCUGUUCAAGGAGAGAAAGAGACAUUGAUGGAUGCAGUCUCUAUAUUAGGAGAGUACUUGAAGGAUGAGCCUUGGUUAAAGCUUUUGUGUAACCACCUUAAGUUAAAUAUACUUGAGGUCAAUGGUAAAGCACAUACAAGCGUUGAUGGAACUAAUAGCUCACAUUUAUGCAAUGAUAUACAGGAACGAAGUGAUGAAAAGAAGGUUUCAAAUGCGAUUGCAAAGAAGGGGGGUAGACAAGCUAAGAAAAUAAAAAUGGAGACAGAAUCACAUAACAUCAAAGACAUGUUUACUAGGGCUACCAGAAAGAAAAGCUGAAUUAUUCCAAUUCCAAUUCCAAUUCCAAAUGGGUCAUUGUCAUAAUUUUCUAAUGUAUCGUAUUCUAUAUCCCUCAAUUACUGGAUAAGCACUGAGUCAGAUCCUAGUUUGUACCGUUAAUGUCAGUAUUUAUUUCAAGAUUUUACUAUUUUUUAUUUA